AUGAUCCGCCGUUCCUCUCGCAAGAGCAAGCCCGACGAAGUAGCACAGGUCUCCGACGUGGCCGACACGUCUGUCCCCAAGACGAAGAAGAAGGAGAAGGCGCCGCCGUCGAGGAAGCUGAAGAACGGGCACGUCCCCUACGAGGACAAGCUCCCUCCCACCAAGUCUUCUGACCUCCCUCCUCGCCGGAAGCGCCCUGCCAAGGACGCCGAGGACGCCAACAUGGACUCCGACUCUCGCCUCACUCCCCUGCCUGAGGACAUGGUCAAGGACAACUGCAUCACCGCCGACACCAGCGACGAGGAGAAUGGCGGCGAUUAUCAGCCGGACGCCAAGGACAACGAAGACAGUGAUGUUUCCGUUGAGCUCAACGAGUUCGAGAAUGUCAACUCGAACCCCAAGGCCACGGGCACGAGCGGGAAGCCCAUUGUGCGUACCAAGAAGUACCAGUUGAUCGAGACUAUGCUCAACGCUGUGAAGACGACCAAGACGGCCAUCACAUCGGUCCUGCGGGCUGGCGCCAUGAAGAAGAAGCCGUGUCCCGACCCGUUCGUGUCCGACUCCGACUCCGACAGCGAGGGUAUGCCUGCUACUAUCAGUCAGCUGGCGAAGGGCAAGGCCAAGGCCACCGAGGACGUCCAAGCAUCCUCGUCGGACUCUGAAGUCAUCACCCGCGUUCCCCGUCAGCCCGGUGUGCCCACUCCGAGGUAUAAGGUUAAAGAGCGGGCUGCCCCUGAACCGCGCAAGUCCGACAAGGAGAUCGUCGAGGACAGCGAGGAGAGCAGCGAUGAGGAGGAACCCCCUAAGAGGAAGCCGCGUAAGCUUCCGGAGUCGUGGACGGCAAGCACACCCACGGCCGGCAAGUCGUCUGGUAGCAGCAAGGUACCGGUUAAGGGGCAGACCGUUCCGGUUCAGCUGAAGGUCAAGGGCACACCUGCCACUGGCAGCGUCAAGGAAUCGGCGAGCAAGAGGCGUACGAAGCUCAAGGCCCCUGGCGCUGGUAAAAAGGCCAAGAGGAUGGCCCUCAAUAACGACUCGGACGUCGAAGUCCUUGGUGCCGAGGAGCUUAACGAGAUGCAGACCGCUAAGCGCCACAAGUGGAUGCAGAUGAAGGCCCACGAAGCGAAGCAGCCUGUCUCUGCGCGCAUGAUCAUCGACCCCAGCACGCUCAAGUUCGCUCCUCUGUCAGAACAGAAGUCGGAGGUGCUGGUGAAUGCCAUCAGCGAGGCGCAUGCGUUCUGGUACCACUACUAUAUGUUCUUCAACCUGCAUGGACCACUGCCAAGGGCGGUGAAGGGUGUUGAUGUCGGCAAGGCAGCCAUCGCCGGGGCUGCGCUAAGGGCCGUCGUCACGGUUGGCAGCCAUCAUGCGGAAAUCAAGGAGCGUCUCGAGACGGACGACAAGUUCGUUGACAUUGUCUGCAAAUUUAUCCACAGCAGGAAGUCGGCUAAUCACGGAAAGUACGCUGGCAUCGCGUGCGACAUGAUCCUUGGCCUGUUCCCGGCUCUCAAGCAGGUCGUGGAGUCGAAGACUGCUAUCGACCAUCGCCGCGUCAUGCACGCCAUUACGGCGCUCCUGCAUGAGCACGCGUUUGUAUGGGAGGGCACACUGGCGCGCGUAGCGCCGAGCAACCCCGAGGAUGCCCGCAUGGAGUACCGCAUUCAUGCCGACGCGACAGGCAACCCUUACUUCCAGCCGGGCUUGGCGGAGUUCAUCACGAAGUCAUGCUUCAGUCAGGACAGCCGUGGCAUCAACAUCGACCACGACUUGUUCCCUGACCCGGCUUUCGUCAUUGAGGGCACGGAGAACGAGAACCGCAAGGAGGUCCCGCGCCAGUUGCUUGCGUUUGCUGCCGCGAUGAUGGAGCUUGCUCUCAAGGAGUAUACCGGUGGAACGUACUCUGCGCUCACCCUUCAUGAGCCCUUCCUCCGCAGACUCUACGAAUACCAUGAGAAGACCAUCCGCAACUUCGACCCCGUGCAGGCAUCGAUCCUGCUUCAGGAAACCUAUCUCGCAGCCCGCGAAUGGGAGCCCCGCGUCAUCGAGGAGGAAGUUCCUACCAUCGUGGUCCAGAAUACGUGGGAGGGAUUGAUUGCGUACUUCAAGUUCAGUCGCCGCUGCCGGCGCGGCGCACAGCCCGCUGAGGCCGGCCCGUCUGGCGAGCAGGAAUAG
Messenger RNA from Peniophora sp. CBMAI 1063, 2172 nucleotides. Lineage: Eukaryota; Fungi; Basidiomycota; Agaricomycetes; Russulales; Peniophoraceae. The record is from the annotation of a GenBank genome assembly.